This is a messenger RNA of Parastagonospora nodorum SN15, 1712 nucleotides long. RefSeq lists its product as hypothetical. NCBI's taxonomy places the organism in Eukaryota, Fungi, Ascomycota, Dothideomycetes, Pleosporales, Phaeosphaeriaceae. The coding region runs from base 1 to 1485 and encodes 494 amino acids. Gene Ontology annotation, biological process: protein arginylation; very long-chain fatty acid biosynthetic process. Gene Ontology annotation, molecular function: oxidoreductase activity, acting on the CH-CH group of donors; arginyl-tRNA--protein transferase activity. The record is from RefSeq and is a predicted model, not a curated record. The transcript is spliced from 4 exons.
AUGGGCGUGCUAGAUCUGCUGCCGCACUGUGUAAGCGGCGUGUACUUUCUCUACCAUUCAGAUUUUGAGCAGUGGCACUUUGGGAAACUGAGUGCUUUGCGGGAAGCAGCACUUGCCCUUGAAGGUGGAUACCAGUACUACUAUAUGGGCUACUAUAUCCACUCCUGCACCAAGAUGAAGUACAAGGGUGACUAUAGUCCGCAAUACGUCCUCGAUCCGGAGUCGUACGAGUGGCACCCGCUUGAAGGCGAGCUGCGAAGUCUUCUUGACCAGAAGCGAUACGUAUCCUUGUCAAGAGAACGUAGACGGCAGGAAGCCGGCCAAAAGGACGAUGAAGACAAACUCGAAGACUAUCCCUUGCCGACUGCAGCGGAAGGCGGGAAGGCAGUGUCUGCUGGAAUGUCUCUCUUCGAAUUGAAGGUGCCAGGACUCAUGACACCUGAAGAGAUUGAAGAGCAAUUAGAUCUUGGAACAAUUCCCAUAAAGAUUGGUGGCCGCAUGGCAGAAGCACAGACUAACAUGGCGAAGGACUUGGUCUCAUGGGAUAGCAGCAAAUUGACAGACUCACGCACUGCAAAGGGCAUCAUUGGCGAACUCAUUGCCUGCCGCCCGAUCAGGAACCUCCCAGAGUCCAUCGAUGUGAGCCCCGAUGCUUCCGCAGCAGAAAUCUAUAAGGAGAUUGCCAAAGCCUCCAAGUUCGACAUCCAUCGCCUGAGGGUCACGAAGGGUAGCGACGGCGCGGCAAUCCCCAAUGGGUCCGAUGUGAAGGUCCACGACACAGGUGUCCGCAACAAGAGUGCCAUAGAUGUCAAGGAUUUGGGUCCCCAGAUCUCCUGGCAGACCGUCUUCAUCGUCGAGUAUCUCGGCCCCCUCCUGAUCCACCCGCUCAUGUACCUCGCCCGCCCCAUCCUCUACAACACCCACGGCGCCCCCGCAUCCUCUCUGCAGCGCCUCACGCUCCUAAUGUGCGUCAUCCACUUUGCAAAGCGCGAGUACGAAACCCUCUUCGUCCACCGCUUCAGCAGCGCCACAAUGCCCAUCCGCAACAUCUACAAGAACUCAGGCUACUACUGGAUCUUCUCGGGCCUGAACCUGGCCUACUGGACAUACGGGCCCAACAGCCCUGCCGCUCAGCCUUCAAACGCGCUGAUCACAUACCUCGGUGUCACGCUGUUUGCGAUCGGUGAAGUUGCGAAUUACAUCACGCAUACCACAUUGCGAGACUUGCGCAGGCCAGGCACUACCGAGCGCGGCAUUCCGCAGGGCUUGGGAUUCAAUCUGGUCACCUGCCCGAACUACAUGUUCGAAGCGAUUGCGUGGAUUGGUGUUGCGCUGGUCAACUGGAGCUUGAGCACGGUUGUGUUCAUCAUCUUUGCUGUGGGCCAGAUGGGCGUCUGGGCGUGGAAGAAGGAGAGGAGAUACCGUAAGGAAUUCGGAGACAAGUACAAGAGGAAGAGGUAUGCGAUCUUGCCGGGUAUCUGGUAAGCUCCUCGGUGACCGAGGAGAGAGGGGAGUGAAGGGCGAGUGUGACAACAGGGUCACUGUGGCGCGAUGAUGAAGGACGAUCACAUGCGAAGGACGAUGAUCGACGUCUAUGGCUUGUACGGAUUCGCGACGGGUGAUGUAAGGCUGCGGCGCGCAUUGAUCAGAUAGGACAUUUUUUGGGGCCGAAGCCCUCCAUACAGCAAUACCAGCAUAUACCUAAUAUCCAA